AUGGCGGAGGAUGGUGUCGCGACGGACAAGAAGCACGGGCGAGUGCUCUGGUCGAUACGCGCGGGCGGCGUGCGAUGGACGGUGCAGCUGCACGGGCUCGGCGCAAAUGAGCAUGAUACAUCAAUGCAAGGCGUGCGACUGCAGCAGCGGCGUGAGCAGAUGACAGGCGAGCGGGCGCACCUUCAGCUGACGGCGAGGGCGGCCGAGAGGACGGAUGCAGCGUACGGAGGGAAAAACGCACCGGUUCACGGCUCCGCAAGCAGCAAGGGUCUCCAGGAGCGCGCGGUCGAUGUCGUGAAUGGGAGACUUGAGGUGGCCCUCGAUGACGCCGUGUGCGCCGUCCGGCGUGCGCACGCGGAUCACGGGCGCGACGCCCUGCGCAACACGCUCGUCCCGGAUCAGCUGCGCGCUGCGCCCGCGGCGACCGCCUUUACAAGCGCACGCCUGUUCUGCGGGAACUCGCCCUCCUUGUCCGCGAUCGUGUCCGCGUCCACCGCCGCCGCCGCGCUUUGCUACUUUCUUGACCCGCCCGCCGUCGCUCGCGUACAGCACCGUCAGCGGCGGCGCGUCGAUCGCAGGGAGCGGCUCCGCGUACGCCUUCUGCGCCCGCGCGCGGCAUGCGUGGCUUCGCCGCUUGACGUCGCUCUCGGAGACGUCUCCGGCGUGACCGACGUGGUGAAUAGCGCGGUGCGGGGAAGGAGGAUGCAUGGCGGCGCUGCAGACUGCGCGGGCUGGGAUGCGCGAGAAGUGGAGGCGAAGGGCGCGGCUGCGGUUGCAGAGCGCGAGUCUUUCAACCCCUGA
Molecule: messenger RNA, 801 nt
Organism: Postia placenta MAD-698-R-SB12
Lineage: Eukaryota; Fungi; Basidiomycota; Agaricomycetes; Polyporales; Adustoporiaceae
Exons: 3
Coding region: 1-801 (266 amino acids)
Source: RefSeq, a predicted model, not a curated record